This is a messenger RNA of Saprolegnia diclina VS20, 1156 nucleotides long. RefSeq lists its product as hypothetical. The record is from RefSeq and is a predicted model, not a curated record. NCBI's taxonomy places the organism in Eukaryota, Oomycota, Saprolegniomycetes, Saprolegniales, Saprolegniaceae. The transcript has a single exon. Bases 27 to 1073 code for a protein of 348 amino acids.
CGUCAACCUCAAAGACGCAACGACCCAUGAUUCCGUUUCCUUCGAUUUCGCAGUUCCGACACCUUGUCGCCGCGGUCACUGAGCGCAUCCAGUAUGUCGGCCGCGAUCCUGGAGCCGACCGCGCGAUCUUUGACACGACGCGACCGCUGCCGACGCUGACGUUUACCGGCACGAUCAAGCUGCAUGGCUCGAACACUGCUGUCGUCUUUCAAGGCGAUCGCCCGAUGCAGUUUCAGUCGCGGUCCCGGGACCUCUCGGUCACGUCAGACUACGCGGGCUUUGCAGCGGCCAUGACGUCGCACGCCACCGAGCUGCGUCAACUCCACGCCGCCAUUUGCCGCGUCACCAACUGUGCGUGCGAUGCCUCAAUUGCGAUCUAUGGCGAGUGGUGCGGCGGCAGCAUCCAGGGCGGCGUCGCUCUCGCGCAACUCCCAAAGAUGUUUGUCUACUUUGCUAUCAACGUCGACGGGCGCUGGCUGGACAUGCACUUGCUCCAUGAUGUCGACUACCCCGACGCUCGAAUCUAUCACAUCAUGCGCUUUGGCACCUACUCGAUCGAGAUUCCGCUUGACGCGCCAGAUGCGGCGCAGGCACAGCUGGAGGCAUGGACCGCCGACGUCGAAGCCGAGUGCCCCGCGGCCAAGGCCCUUGGCGUCUCGGGCACAGGCGAAGGCAUCGUGUGGGCGUGCACGUCGCCCGGCUACGCGCUCAACUCUCGGUUUUGGUUCAAGACAAAGGGCGACAAGCACGCGCUCACGUCGUCGUCGAGCGGAGGUCGCCAGCGGACGCCAGCGACGUCGCUUGCACCGGACGUCGUUGCCAGUGUCGAGGCGUUUGUGCGGGACUACGUCUCGGACAAUCGCCUGCGCCAGGGGGUCAAUGUCUUGGCCGAGCGCGGUCUCGAGGUUACCAUCAAGCAAACCGGCGCCUUUGUGCAGUGGGUCACACACGAUAUCGAAACCGAAGAAGCCGACACGCUCGAAGCGAAUGCGUCGACGCUUUGUCGUCCAAUUGUCAAGAAGGCGAUUGCGACGGCGGCGCGGGCGUGGUAUCUCGCACAGUUGCAGACCUAACUCCUUUCAACAAUCAAUCUAUAAUAGAGUAUGUACUAGCUAUUCGCGCCGACAUCGGCAUCGAUUUUGGCUUUAGUUACGAG